ACGGGCUGAGCGUAGGCCGAGCACAGUGCCUCUCGAGACAUAGUCGCGGUUAGUGCUACGUGCGAUACCGCUGCCUAGUAUCGACGAGCUGCUAUCGAUCCUAGUAUCAUCGCGCUCUGUGGUUUUGAAAUAAUUGAAGAGUGCCAGUGAUAAUUUUCGAUAUCGUUUCGCCAAUAGCGAACGUCAGGACGUACGUACGUGCGCGAUAAACAUCGGUCGGCCGUCGCCGCCGAUCUGUGCCGAAUCGUAAUUCUUAACGCUGAGAUAAAUCCAACGCGAGUGAAUUUACAGGGGAUUCUGUUGAUUAAUUUACAAUAUCCCUGUGUGAUUUGAUAGUGAAGAGUGCACCGUGAUGAGGCCGAAGGAAGAAAUAGAGACGAAAGUCCAAACGGGAGCUUUUAUUUUGUCUGAAAAAAUCGACGACACCAAGACGAAGAAAAGUGAAAAGGAGAUGAAAAAAGAAAUGAAACGAUUAGAAAAAGAAAAACAAGAAAGGGAAAAGAAAGAGAAAAAGGCGAGAGAAAAGGAAAAGGAACGCGAGAAGCAAUCCAAAAAAGGCAAAGUGGUGUGCGCAUCUUGCGGCGGCAAGUGCAGCGGUGAGGUGCUUCGCGUGUCGGACAAGUACUUCCACACCGCCUGCUUCACGUGCCGCACUUGUUCAGCCUCUCUCGCCAAAGGGGGCUUCUUCUGCAAGGACGGACACUACUACUGCCCGCAGGAUUACCAACGCGCGUUUGGCACACGAUGCGCAGCCUGCAACCAGUACGUAGAAGGAGAGGUGGUCUCCGCCCUCGGGAAUACGUAUCAUCAGAAAUGCUUCACUUGUGCGAGAUGCAAGAGAGCGUUCCCGUCGGGUGAGAAAGUGACGUAUACAGGAACAGAAGUUGUCUGUUCGAACUGCGUGGCGGUGCCGCAGCGACAGACCGCCAGGACUGCGGCGCCGGCCCCCCUCAGCUCCCCCACUCCGGAGCCACAGCAGAAUAAUGUUGAACGACGACAGCCAGAUCAGAACGAAUGCGCUGGUUGCGGUCAAGAAUUAUCCGAGGGUCAGGCUUUGGUGGCACUAGACAGACAAUGGCACACUGGGUGCUUCUCGUGCGGCGAGUGCGGCGCCGUGCUGCAGGGCGAGUACAUGGGCCGCGACGGCGUGCCGUACUGCGAGCGAGACUACCAGCGUCUGUACGGAGUGCGGUGCGCGUACUGCCAGCGAUACAUAUCCGGGAAGGUGUUGCAGGCCGGAGAGAAUCACCACUUCCACCCGACGUGCGCGCGCUGCAGCAAGUGCGGCGACCCGUUCGGCGAUGGUGAGGAGAUGUUCCUCCAGGGCGCCGCCAUCUGGCACCCGCGCUGCGGACCCGCGCCCCACGACCCGCUCUCCGCCGACAGAGCCUCCUCCGAGCUGCAGUUCUCGCUGCGAUCGCGCACACCCAGCGUCAACGGCUCAUACUGCAGUCCCUACAGUAGCUUGACUAGGAAGUACGGGUACCGAGCCGUCUCCCCCGGGCUGGUGCUACGCGAGUACCGCGAGGCGGGCGCGUGCAGUCCGCACCGCAUCACCACGUACUCGUACCUCACGACGGAGCCGGCGUACCUGCGCCGCCCCGUGCAGCCCUACGACCGCCCGCCCACCUCGCCGCACUUCCACCGCCCGCCCUCGUCGGCGAGCACCCGCGCGUCGUCCCGGGCGGGUAGUAAGGCGUCGUCCCGCCCCGGGAUGCGCGUGCUGGUCGACUCUAUCCGCAGCGAAACGCCGCGACCCAAGUCACCGCACAUGAACAAUGAGGAACCAAUCGAGCUGUCACACUACCCGGCUGCUUACAAGCCGCCCCCCGGAACCAAACCGAAGAUAGAGAGAGACGACUUUCCAGCACCACCUUAUCCAUACACCGAUCCGGAACGCAGAAGGCGAUGGUCGGACACGUACAAGGGCGUCCCGGACAGCGAUGAGGAGGUGGACGGUAAAGUGAACGGCGCGGUCAACGGCCGGGCCGGGGUCGACCCCAAGCUGCGCAAGGAGGAGGAGGAGCUGUCCAAAAUCGAGACGGGGAUAGCGCAGGUGUUCCUGAAGGAAGUGAAAGAACGCGAAAAGCUUCAGCAGUGGAAGAAACAAAAUUUAGAUCCUAGAAACGCAAGCAGAACGCCGUCCGCGUCCCGCGAGCCGACGUACCGCCUGCGCUACUCGUCGCCGGUGGGCGCGUCCCCAUCCCGCAGCCUCGACCACCCGCGCGCGCUCGACGAGCCCUCGCACGCCGGCCACUCGCACGCCAGCCACUCGCACAUCCCCAGCUACAACGUUGUUUCGUCACUGAGAAGCGCACCCCGACCCGGGUACGGUCUCGCCGCGCGCUCGCACACUUUCUCGUCCAGUACUGCCGGUGACUUCACAUUUAGCGGCAUGGGAGAUAAAACUCAUAGCACCGACUUCAGCAGCGGCAAAUCAGAUAUGCGGACGGAUCUGUGCAUUUCUGCCGGCUCCAUAACCGAUGUGGAUAGAAGUGCUGUGACAACCGAAGCGGGUAUAGUGGUCCGCGGGGUGAGCACGCUGGGGUCGGGGGUGGGGGUGCGCGGCGGGGUGGGGGGCGUGCGCCGCUCUCUCCCCAACAUGGCCACCUCGCAUCUCCUGCACGAGCCGGCCAAGCUCUACCCCUACCACUUGCUGCUCAUCACCAACUACAGGCUGCCGCCCGACGUCGACAGGCUUAACUUAGAGCGACAUCUCUCGGACGCCGAAUUCGAAGCCAUUCUCCAGAUCAACCGGCAAGACUUCUACCGCUUGCCGCAGUGGCGCCGAAACGAACUCAAACGACGGGCUCGCCUCUUCUAGAACAUUCGUCUGCUCGAACGAGCGGUUCACUCGCGACAGCGCCAUCUAGGAACUGAAGUUGGUACUUUGUACACUUUUCAUUUGUCGAUAUUAUUGACACAAGAAAGAAAAUGAUAAAAAAAAACGAUAGUUUUAGAAUAUAGAUAGUUCUUUGAAACGUACAAGAUCAUUUCAAUUAUCAGACUGAAUUAAAGGCUAUCCCCAAAAAUGUUUAUAUUGAAGGAAGAAACUAUCGUUUUAAAAAAUGAAUAAGGAUGUACAAAGUAUCGUCUUCACAAUUGGUUUUAAAAUAUCAAGAUUAUUUAUUUGUAGUCAUUCAUUCGAUUGGAAAGAAUGCGUGCCUAUGUUAUUUUAUAAAGCUAAGAUUUAAUUUUAGACGAGCCGUUGCGUGCACGGCGUGCGCUUUAGUUUUGCAUAAUUUUUAUAUUUAACAAGACGAAUUGAGUUGUUCUUGUUUUUAACGUUUUUUUUUAAUUUCCAUUUUAUUUAUUUCGAUGUAACCUAUAUUUUUCGUGUACCCGAGCAAAAGUAUAGAGAAGUUGUUAUUUUCACUUUUUACGUUUAUUCGUAAAUAUCAAGCAAAGGGAUACAAAGUUACAAGUCCACAAAACAUUUCUCUGUCGAAAAUUUUAAUUGACCCAUAACAUGUAAAUUGCACGUGUUGUUUUUAUGUAGUGUGCAAUGAGAAUAAAACGAAUUAGACAUUUACUGGUUUUGAUAUUAUAAACAAACGACCUACGACCGUAUUUUGAGAGAUAAAUAUAUUAUCACGAUACUUACGAAUCUGAGAUUUCAAAGUAAUGUGUGGACUUCACUUUGUUUGAAUUAAGAACUUCACGUCUUUGGCUAGUGAUGCACAGUGAACGAUCUUCAUUGGAAACUCCAUUCAAAUCGAUCGUGAAUUAUGUGAAAAUACGAAUCCUAUUUCAUAACGACGAUAUUAUAAUAACUUCAGAUACAUAAUAAUAUUAAUAUAUUCGUUUAAUUUAAAAAUAAAAAAAUUAUACAUUAAUUCGGUGUGAAUGUGUGACGAGAGUUCAAAGAAUAAUCAUAAUAUUUGAAUGCUGUUUUCUAAAGUAUAUAAUAUUAUUUAUAAAUUGGAUAUAGAGAUAUUGACAAAAAUGCAACACUAAAAAAUAUCAUAGGGCAGAAAAAAACUUAGCUAAAGCACCGGACGUGACUUUAAAGAAUAGGAACAUAUAGUUAGGAUAAAUAUUUAUUUAUCAUUAAACAGUAUGUUCGUAAAAAAUAUAUAUAUUUAUAUAUGUACGAAUAUUUUGAAAUUGGCGUUCAAUUAGUUAGAUGUGUGCGUGCCUACAAAGAUUCAUUGGACGUAAUUUUAAUUUAUCAAAUGUCUAAGUGCCGUAUGGCAUAUACAUAUAUAUAUAUAUAUGUAUUGUGUGUGUGUAAUUGAGCUGAAUUUUGUAUGUCUUUAAACAAUAGAAAGAUAUGAAUGUAUCGGUUGCAACAUAAAUAUGUACUAGAAUUAUAUAAUAUAUAGCCUAAGGUUUUUUUGUUUGUCUAGUCUGAAACAUUUAGAAUGGCUAAUUAAAAAAGAAGAAAAAAACUAUUGAACUGAUCGUAAAUUUGAUUUAUUUAUUUUUGUUUAUAUCUUUUUACUCUGAGUUUAAGCUUAGAGAAAUGAAUUUUUAAAAUAUUUUCUAUUUGUAACUAUAUUUAUGUUGCGACUGCUAAUCAAUAAAUAAGCGACAGAAAAUGUUACUAAGUAACUCUGUGGAUUGGUGUCAAUUAAUUUUGCUCUCAUAAAGUUGGCUGCUAUUCUAAUUUUGACCUUUUCCAAAGUUCAUAAAAUUAUAUUUAAUUAAAGACCUCUGUCAAAUUGCUUUGUAACAUAUGUAUUUAAUCGAGAUGGCUUCUGUUGACGAAGCAAGCUCUGGGACCGAUGACAUUCUGGUGCACAAUGAGGUAUAAAAUAUAUAUUUUUGGCCGUGAUUCAUAAACAUAUACAUACAUUAUCAAUGGUAUUGUGAAAUAAAUGUAUCAAUUUGGAAUACAAGUAACAGUACCUCAUCAUGUGACUAAAUUAAAAUAUCACUGUGUGACGUCAUCAUAUCUCCAUAUCACAAAUAUUGUAUCCAUCAAGCGGCAGUCUGUAGCUUUCUUACGAGAGUGACCAAUAUUUAAUUAAGAAAUAUUUUGCUUUCACGAGUGUUGCCAAGUUUAUGAGAGAAAAAUGAAUUACCGAGCUCAUGUCUGAUUAUAUCGAUGCCUUUGUAUAAUAAUAUUAUUAUAGUAAAGAAUGAUAUAUAUAUAUAUAUAUUUCAUUGUGAUGCGUGCUAAAGCGUGUAAUGAUUAAUUUAGUGAGAACCAAAUAUAAUACAUAUAUGUAAGAUAUAUAUAUUUUUCUUUAGUUUUUAAUUCGGGGCUUAGUUGUACGUAUUUAGAUAUAAGAAUAGCUUCUUCGUGCGUUCGUAUUAGGAACAAACUGAACGGUAUAAUGAUGCUAAAUAAAAGUAAUAGUCUCGCAAUAUCCACAUGCUCACGGUGCUAGAUACAAAACAAUUAGUCGAAUUAUAUAGAUUCCCUAUCGAAUGACACGGUUCUUAGUCGAUAAUUCAAAUUAUGAAUAGUAGUAUAACUUCAUUGUUUCAAUAGAUAAUAGUAAUGUUCCUAAAAGUGACUGGUUAAGGGUGUGCGAGGUUGUGUGUGUGUGUUUGUGUUACUGAAAAAAUGCUGCUUUCGAAUAAAAAAUAUAAUUCCGACAGUUUAUAUUAAAAGUUAUAUAAAUCGAUAUAACUGAAAUAGGAUGUUGAAAGCAGUGUUUUAUAAGUAAUGCAGAAUUUUACUAAAUUGUUUUUAAUUUUAUUCUAAAUUUAUUCUACACAGAUAUUAUGCUUAGUUGCAAUAUUACUGAAGAAAUUUUAAUUUUAUUCCCUUUAAAAUGAAAGUAAGGUUUUACUUUUUAUUAGUGUUUAAUUAUUAACGCAUAAGUUUUAGGUAGCUUACGAUUUGAACGAUCUUUUGUUACCGUCUUAGAUAUUUUAAAGAUGUCACUAUUGAGCCAUUAUUAUAAUAGUAAUAUGCAACUGAUUCACCGCUAAAUAAAUCUUAUGAAAAUAUAAAGUACUAGCUUCGCUAUGGCAUUUUCUGAUAUCAAUAAUACUUCCAUAUUUGAAUCGGAUUUUGUUUAUGAUUUUAUUGUUUUGAUUUGUUUUUCCCAGAUCCAUUACAAAAACAAUUAUAUUAUUAUAAUAAGAGUAGCGUACAUACUUCUUCAAACAUUAAUUAUCUGCGAGUAAAAGUAUCAUGACAUUUGGUGCAGAUUUGCCCAAAGAAACAAACACAAUAAGGUACACUAAAUUAUUAUUAUUUUUCACUUUUUUUAUAAAGUGUAUACUUUAUGAAAGUGCAUAUAGUUAAUUCAGCGCAUAUUUAGUGCAUAUUAUUCAUCUAGUAAUACGAUACGUAUAUGGCUAUGACGAUUAUCUAGACACAUUUCACAGAUACAGCCAGUAUAUUAAAUGGCUUUUAACAACAUUAUAAUUGUUGAAAUUUUAUUUUACUAGUAAUCCGAUUAUAAAAUAAUGCUUGAAGCAGUGUUGUAAGCGCGGGUUGCUGGAACUAUUGGAAUUAGUAACAAGUCAAAAUAUUUCUGUGUAAUUUCUUAAUAUUCUACUUUAGAAUCUAAACUGUAAUUUUUAUGAUCAGGUCUUUAUAAAUAUCUCAUCCUAUAGAUAGUUGCAUUAGAGCCCGCUAUUAAUUGAAAAGGCUUUAAACAUUUAUAUCCGACCUUGUGCCUCUUAACGUAAUUCAAAAUUGAAUUUUUAUAUCUUUUAUAGUCUCAAAUCGUAUCGUAAAAGGCGCAUCAAAUGAAGGAAGCUAUUUCGUUCGUAUACAGACAAACAUUGCCUAGUUUGUUUUGUAAAUCUUAUGGCUCGUAUAUUGAAAGUUGUAUCGUAAUAAUAAUUAAAGUUGACAUGUAUAUUUACAACGUACGUAAUAAGGAACCGGGCAGCUGCUAUUGUAUAAAACUGUCGCAGCCACAAAACUGUUGAAAGCAUCUUCCCCACGUAUGACGUCAUGUGAGCUCGGGAUAAGAGACAAGCUAACCGUAUACAAUAUAGGAUCGGUUUUACCUACUAAUUUAAAUACAAUCAUUAAUGGUUAACAAAUUUAGUGAUCUAUUGGUCGUUUGAAUUAGUUUAAUUUUUAACUAAUUUUUAGAUUGUUUGUAUUGGUGCCCGUUUGCAUAUUACGUAUCUAUGCGAUAGCGACUUUAUAUGUAAAUUGUUGACUGUCAAAUCUGUUUUUACCUCAAUUUCAUUAAAAACUAGUUCAUGCUGGUACAUGCGAAUCGAUUAUUGUAAUAUAAUAUGCGGUGUUUUUGAAAUGAGUAAUAGUGCUUUGGAAGUAAUAAACUUGCAUUUCAAAA
Bombyx mandarina (wild silkworm) is the source of this 7217-nucleotide messenger RNA. RefSeq names its product actin binding LIM protein Uncoordinated 115a (gene Unc-115a). NCBI's taxonomy places the organism in Eukaryota, Metazoa, Arthropoda, Insecta, Lepidoptera, Bombycidae. Gene Ontology annotation, biological process: lamellipodium assembly; cytoskeleton organization. The record is from RefSeq and is a predicted model, not a curated record. Gene Ontology annotation, molecular function: actin filament binding. Gene Ontology annotation, cellular component: actin cytoskeleton.